AUGUCAGCAGGUUCAAGUAGGAGAAAGAUCACACAACUUAAGAAGGAGGAAGCUGAAAAACAAUGUUAUAAGGGAGUCAAGCAUGUUGGGAAAGAUUUGAAGAAAAAUGCCACGGAACCAACCCAACAAGAGAUUAGCUACACGGUGUUGAGAUAUUGA
Molecule: messenger RNA, 159 nt
Organism: Histoplasma mississippiense
Lineage: Eukaryota; Fungi; Ascomycota; Eurotiomycetes; Onygenales; Ajellomycetaceae
Exons: 3
Coding region: 1-159 (52 amino acids)
Source: RefSeq, a predicted model, not a curated record